Molecule: messenger RNA, 1890 nt
Organism: Sorghum bicolor (sorghum)
Lineage: Eukaryota; Viridiplantae; Streptophyta; Magnoliopsida; Poales; Poaceae
Product: isoflavone 2'-hydroxylase
Exons: 3
Coding region: 173-1753 (526 amino acids)
Molecular function (GO): iron ion binding; oxidoreductase activity, acting on paired donors, with incorporation or reduction of molecular oxygen; monooxygenase activity
Source: RefSeq, a predicted model, not a curated record
UGCCCUAAUCUUAGGCACUUGGGCCUUAGUUUGUGGGCCAACAUUACCUGGACUAGUGGGCCACGGCCCUGGAGACCUUUAGGCCCAUGUUCGCCUCUGAGAUCAAGCAGCAUAUCCAUGGCACUUCGUUUCCUCUGUCUCACACUCAGACUCACUCCAUUGUGAGUCCACCAUGGAUACCUUGAACACCUUCGCCGUCAUCACUCUCCUCCUACUCCCACUGCUUCUCGCCCUAGCGCAAGACGUACGACGUCGGCGUCACCGGAACCCGCCGGGGCCGACGGCUCUCCCCGUCAUCGGCCACCUGCACCUGUUCAGGAAGCCCCUCCACCGCACCCUGGCGCGCCUCGCUGCUCGCCACGGCGCCGUCUUCCAGCUCCGGUUCGGUUCCCGCCGCGUCGCAGUCGUGUCGUCUGCCGAGGCCGCCGAGGAGUGCCUGGGCGCGCGCGACGUCACGUUCGCCAACCGGCCGCGGCUUCCGUCGGGCGGGAUCCUCUCCUACGACUGGACCACCAUGGGCACGGCCAGCUACGGGCCCUACUGGCGGCACGUCCGCCGCAUCGCCGUCACCGAGAUCCUCUCCGUGCUCCGGGUGCAGCAGUUCGCCGACGUGCACGAGCGCGAGACGCGGGCCAUGGCGCGGGGCCUCUACCGCGCCGCGGCCUCGACGACCCGGGGCGGCCGCGCGCGGGUGGAGCUCAAGUCGCGGCUGUUCGAGCUGCUCAUGAACGCCAUGAUGGGGAUGAUGUGCGCGAGGAGGUACUACGGCGGCGACGGUAAGGAGGACGACGAGGAGGAGACGACAGCGGCGGGGGUGAGCGAGGAGGCGCGGUGGUUCAGGGAGAUGGUGGAGGAGACGAUGGAGCUGAGCGGCGCGUCGACGGCGUGGGACUUCCUGCCGGCGUGGGCACGGUGGCUGGACGUGGGCGGGGUGGGGCGCCGGCUGUGGCGGCUGCGGGAAGGCCGGACCAAGUUCUUGCAGGGGCUGAUCGAGGAGCAGAGGAAGGAGAUGGAGAAGGGCGCGCCGGCGAGGAGGACCAUGAUCGGAGUGCUGCUCACGCUGCAGAACGAGGACCCCGAGGCCUGCCCGGACCACCUCAUCCGCACCUUGUGCAUUAGUUCCCUUGAAGCUGGAACAAGUACUUCAGUGGAUACAGUGGAGUGGGCGAUGUCCCUCCUGCUGAACCACCCUGCCGCGCUGACAAGAGCUCAAGAAGAAAUCGAUGCAUGCAUAGGGCAACCGGCGGUGCGCCUACUCGAGGCGACCGAUCUCCCAAAGCUGCACUACCUUUGGUGCAUCAUCAUGGAGACAUUCCGUCUAUACCCGCCGGCGCCGCUUCUCGUUCCUCAUGAAUCCUCAGCUGACUGCACGGUAAGCGGGUUUCACAUACCCAUGGGGACAAUGCUCCUGGUGAAUACGUUUGCAAUCCACAGGGAUCCUGAACUAUGGGAUAGACCUGCAAGCUUCAUCCCAGAAAGGUUUGAGGGUGGGAAUAGUGAAGGCAAGAUGUUCAUCCCAUUUGGUAUGGGAAGGAGACGAUGCCCAGCGGAGAACUUGGGCAUGCAGAUGGUAGGCCUUGCUCUAGGGACUAUGAUCCAGUGCUUCAAUUGGGAAAGAGUGGGAGAGGAUCUUGUGGACAUGACCGAGGGAUCUGGUUUAACAUUGCCCAAAGAGGUGCCACUGGAGGCCUUCUAUGAACCCCGCGCUUCCAUGGUUAAUCUGCUUUCGGAGAUUGAGUUAGAAGUGUUGUGAUGAGUUUCAUAAUAAGUUUUAUUGCUAGAGAUCAGUGGUUAAUCGCAGAUGGCAUGUUUAUGUGGAUCUUGUGAAUUAAACUCAUAUGCAUCCACAUGUUUUUCAACAAGAACCUAAACAAACAACUUGAAUUGUUC